Molecule: messenger RNA, 3136 nt
Organism: Asterias rubens (European starfish)
Lineage: Eukaryota; Metazoa; Echinodermata; Asteroidea; Forcipulatida; Asteriidae
Exons: 2
Coding region: 231-2834 (867 amino acids)
Source: RefSeq, a predicted model, not a curated record
GGUUGGUAGAUGUACAUGUACACUCAAGCUUAACUACAGUGUGGUGAAAGCUAGCAGCGGACAGUUGGGGUGCCUUUUUGGCCGGUCCGUGCGCUACACUUCGCCCCCACUGCCUACCCGAAACAAAUACCGGGAUUAGACCCAUCCGGGUCAGUGGUACACACCCUUGAAGAAGUACAACUACCGGCAAGUUUUUUGGAUUAUUUUGAGAAGCCUGAAAGUUUAGCAUCAUGUCUCGACGUGCCUUUUUGUUGUUAUGGAUUGUUCUUGGAGCGAACACUGUGCUGGUUCAUAGCGUUCAGAAUGACAACAAGCCGUGUCCAGAUAGAGACAGCAAGGGUACGGAGUUCGUUGUGGGCUUCAUGGAGACCAUGUCUCCAUCAGUCAACCCUCGACUCUACAUCGUCGGUGCGUCAACCCGCUCCACACGAGUCACUAUUCGCUCCCAGGCCCUGGGUGAAAUCACCAGGAUGAUCUCUCAUGGGUCAAGGGUCAAGGUGAUCGAUGGAUCCACAACAUCGGCUUUACUCGUCACUGCUGAUCAUGAGAUAACCGUCUACGGUGUGGAGGAAGGCAACUCGAUGGAUUCCUUCUUGGCGCUGCCGACCGACGCCCUGGGAACGGAAUAUUACGUUGUGUCGUACAGUAUAUCACCACGCUUGGAAAGGUCGCAGAGGAAAUCUCAGUUUAUGAUCUUGGGAGUUUUGAAUAACACCGUGGUGGACAUCUCGUUAUCGGGGUCGGUGGAGCACGAGGGGCGAAGGUACUGGAAAGGAGACCACAUUAGACUGACUCUGCACCGACUGCAGUCUGUGCAUUUCGCCAGUGAAGACGACGAUCUCACAGGAACUCGUAUAGUCGCUAGCAAGAAAAUCGGCGUUCUGUCCGGCAGCAAAUGUGCCGAUGUGCCGGUCGGGAUGCGGUACUGCGAUCACCUGGUAGAGAUGCUUAUUCCUGUCAACAGUUGGGGGAUGAACUUCAUCACUUCGCCUCUGUACGGUAGAACGAGUGGAGACGCAUUCCGCGUGAUGGCCGCCCGGGAUGGGACGAUAGUCACUGCGUCGAUAUACGGCAGUGCUACGCUCGAUGCCGGCCAGUACCUCGAGAUGGAAAUCAUGUCCAACUCGAGUCGAACCAUCACAGCAGAUAAACCGAUCAUCGUGGUGCAGUACAGCCUUGGAGGGGACGCAGACCAGACCAAAGGUGAUCCCUUCAUGAUGAUCGUGCCUGCCAUCGAGCACUACUCCAACAAUGCCGUGUUCUAUACCAUAGAGUCAUCGUACUCUCAGCAGAUGCUGACUAACUUUGCUAAUGUGAUAUUGGAAUGUCAUCAGGUCAGAGGUCUGGAACACAACCUAUUUGAAGUUCCAAACUCUUCCUUCAGCAGGCUUGAUCGAUUGCGGCACACGAUGAAUGGCCGCGAGUACUGCACUGCCCAGAUGAACCUGGCCAACGGUGUACACUUUCUACGGGGUGCUUCUCCUGAUGAGAACUUCUCGCUGACGCUAUACGGUAUGGGUAUCACCGAGGGCUCCAUAGCUUACGGUAUGCCUGCUGGACUAAGAUUGCCGGAUAACGAAUGCGAAGCUGGCCUACCGAUUAUCCCAGCCACAUCCACACUGCUGGUUACUGACAAAGCCAACCCCACGGUAAAAGCUCCAACAAUCCUUAUCAACAAGGACGAGGUACUCGUCAUUCCAGCCUCGUCUGGUCCGUCUGUGAACGAGAUACCCUCUCAUCAACCUUCCUCGGGGAAGUACCUCACCCUUGCCGUGUUUGUCGCUCUCUUCUCACUGAUAACCAUAUUCAUUUUAGUGGUGUACAUAGUCAUUCUAAGGAGACGUAUUCGCAAGCUUGAAGCAGAGCGCAAAGUGUACAGCCGCAUGCAGCUUAGCCCUGUGAUGGUAGGUGCCGAUGGCUACAUUGGCUUAGAUGGUAGUCAGCAUCCCGAGAGAGACUACAUGCCACUUAAUAAUCCACAGGGUGUUUGGCGUCUAGGUAGGAUGCGACGUACAGCCAGGUCAACAACGGGUGUCCCAUAUGUGGCCAACACGGCCAUAAACACCAACUCCAACGGUAUAUCGCAUAUAUCUGAACCCACAUUGGUACCUAACAAUAGGAACAGCUUACAAGGGGUAGGUGCUCGGAGGAAGACCAGUGCACCCGAUGCUUACUCCCGUACAAUAAGUGUUGACAGUACCCAUGCACUACGCUUCAACCGUCGUCACAGUCAGGACACGGCGAGCAUUGUUAGCAGUCGGCCCAGUAGCUCAGGUAGCUCACCACCUCUACCUAGUCGCCAAGGCAGCAUUACCGAGAGGCAGAACGGUGCAUUACCGGCCACACCUGAGAGCAGUGGCACCCAGGUGACUCGGAAGCAGAGCUUCCAAGAGCUCCACGACAUCGCUGAAUGCCCUGACAAGGAACCACCGCCUAGGACCAGUCACUUGGUACGGAGUGCCAGCCAACCUUCCUACCAAUCCUCUUUUGCCAAAGCAAACGGUCCUAAAGUCUACUACUCCGUGCCCAAGAACAACAGACCAGCAGUCAAUCUGUACGAACGGCCGAGAAAACGUUCCAGCAGUGUCGAGGAGCCGUCGCCGUUGAUAUUUUCAAUGAAGGAGUCGCUGUUAAAACACGACGACGGUUACAUGAGCAUGAGGGACCAUAGAACUUCAGUCUCGAGCCAGGGCAGCUCCAAUCUGUCCCUCAGCUCCAGCCCAGUUGCGGUAUCACCACCCGAUAAACCGUAUCCGUUUAAUCCUGAGGAAGUUUCGAAUACUGGAAUCGAUACUGCCGAAACAGACUCAACCGACUAUACAGAACUGUUUUGAAAGAAUACUAAAUGGUGUUUUUUAUAUUGUGAGUUGUUGUAUCCGUGAUUGCCAAGGUGCCUUAAAUUUCUUCGGAAUUACACGUGUAUGCAAAUCUUAUUAGAUGUUGAAUGUUGGAACUACUUCACGUUGGUGGCUUGGGCAAUAAUUAUUUCUUGUUUAGUUCCCUACAUUAAAUUGUAAAUUCGAAUAUAGACAUUUUGUCUGCUGCAACCAUCAAUAUAUACACUUCAAAACAAUAGUUUUUAAAUAUAAAAAUUGACUUUCAUAAACAAAACUAAAACUGUAACAAAACAAAAAAA